GUGGGGACCCAAUCCAUAUCACCUCUCUACUGGUCCAUCGAAAGUGGAAGCCAUAACUGUGCCAAGGCCAUGGUCGAAGACCUCCUCACGAUCCGGGCAGACCGUGACAACUACUACUACGGUUGCGAUGCGUUGUUCACCCGUCACCCAGAGGUCAUCCACAAGCUCUGUGUGGAUGCCCGUCAGUUGAUCUGGCCACUUCUGGAUGGCUUGAUCUGGCGGUCGCGAAUUUCUGUCCAAGGACAUCGUCGCGUGAACUACUACAUCAAGCACCUGGUGCAAGAUGGCGAGGGCAACUUUGCCCAGGCUCUUGAGUGGCUUGCGGCAUCUAAAGAUCCACGUGUGGCCGUUCACCCUGUGGUGGUGCUGUUCUCCGACCUGAUGUGGACGCGGGUGGUAAUGUACCACUUCCUUGCGGAGCGACUCUACUUUGCCUUCACCCUGGCAAUUUUCAUCAUCAGCCAGUCUGUCUUCACAAGGAAUGCCGACAGCCAAAUGGGUGAGACUGAGAACCUCGUUGUUUUCAUCUGCCGAUGCUUCAUCUACCUUGGCAGCAUGUGUUUCUUGUUGAUCCGACAGGUGCGACUCGUUAUCGCUGACUUCCGUGCCGGAGACGUCAUGAGGUUCCACGGCAUCCCGGUGCCCAAGUGCGUGCUCAGUGCACAGGAUGUCGGCUACAUUGGCCUGCUCACGACAUUGAUUAUCAUGUGCACGCAAGAGCCUAUCUUCUGGUGCAUGGGCAACAUGGACGGCGAUUUCCCUGGGUCUGGCUUGUUCACUUCCGCCUGCCCUGAAGCGGUGUCACAUUUGGAAAUUUACAGCAUCACUGCGGGUGUCUCCAUGUUCCUGUACUGGCUCCUGAUCAUGAACCUGUCGAUCUUCUCUAUGCAGAUAUCCGCCUUUGUCCUGGUCUGUGGACAGGUUCUGGGCGAGCUGCUGCUCUUUCUGACGUCCUUGGCCUUCCUGAUACUGGCCUUUGCGACAUCUGUGAGCGCGAUCUCCCAUCAGCUUCCUGACUUCGCAGGCAUCGAUGCCGCGUCCUUGUCCUUGUUGGCCAUUUCCCUGGGCCUGUUCCCGAGCGAGAAGUUCCUGGAGAUCAAGGAAUCAGUGUGGGUCACUCUCUUGGUCGUGCUUUUCGUCAUCAUCGUCGUCGCAUUCCUGCUGAACCUUCUUGUCGCGCAGCUGAACCAGGCAUAUGCCAGUGUCUACAUCGACAUGCAAGGCUAUGCAC
Messenger RNA from Symbiodinium necroappetens, 1231 nucleotides. The record is from the annotation of a GenBank genome assembly. Lineage: Eukaryota; Dinophyceae; Suessiales; Symbiodiniaceae.